AUGAGAGAUCCAGAACCCUGCAGAAUGAAACGCACUGAAGAUACCGAAGAACAAACAGAGUUGAUUGGAGAACAUCAGGAGAUUGAAGAACUGAGUGAAGUUGAGGAGCAAAAUCAUGUCAAAACUGGAGAAAAACCUCAGAGUUUCUCUCAGGAGGUUUUAAAGAAAAUAAGUGCUGAGAAAUCUUUCACCUGCACUCACUGUGGAAAGAGUUUCACAUGCAAACAUAGUCUUAAUGUUCACAUGAAAGUUCAUACGGGAGAGAAACCGUUCUCUUGUGAUCAGUGUGGGAAGAGAUUUGCACACUCGGCACAUCUUAAGGUACAUAUGAACAUCCACACUAGAGAGAACCUGUGCAUGUGUGAUCAAUGCGGCAAAAUGUGUUUGCGGGCUUCAGACCUGAAGAUGCACCUGAAAGUUCAUACCAAGGAGAAGCCACAUCCAUGUUAUUUAUGUGGAAAAAGUUUUUCAUGUCUACAAAAUUUGAAAGUACAUCAGAAAAUACAUACUGGUGUGAGAGAGUACAUGUGCUUUGAGUGUGAAAAGACUUUUAUUUCAGCGAACAAUUUAAAACUGCAUCAGAGGAUCCACACUGGAGAAAAACCUUACAAGUGUUCACACUGUGACAAGAGAUUCAGUUGGCCAAGAAUCCUGCAAAGACAUGAGAGGAGCCACACUGGAGAGAAACCUUACAAGUGUUCACACUGUGACAAGACAUUUAGUUGGUCGGGAAUCCUGAAAAGACAUGAGAGGAGCCACACUGGAGAGAAACCUUACAAGUGUUCACACUGUGACAAGAGAUUCAAUCUGUCAGAAAACCUAAAAAGACACGAGAUGAUCCAUACUGGAGAGAAACCUUAUAAGUGUUCAUACUGUGACAAGAGAUUCAGUCAGUCAGCAAAUCAGAUAAUACACGAGAGGAUUCACACUGGAGAAAAACCUUUCAAGUGUUCACACUGUGACAAAAGAUUCAGUGAUUCAAGAGACCUAAAAAGACAUGAGAGGAUCCACACUGGAGAGAAACCGUAUCAAUGCACUGCAUGUGGGAAGUGUUUCAAACAAUCAUCUGCUCUACACAGUCAUACAAAAAACGUUCACUGUAAGUAGAUCAUCUUCAGAUCAGGACUUUCAGGUCUGAUGCCGCGUCCUCAACAAAUAUGACACAAUAAUGCAUCAAGCAAUAAAAUGUCAUCUGGAUAAAUCUGUGCUAACCAGUCAUUACAAGUGACAUGACAAAGAAACAUUAUCUAAACUUUUCACAGUGAAUAAAGUUCAUCAUCAUCUUUAAAACCAUCAGUUUCAACUGUGAGAUUCAGAUCAACUCAAAGAUGGAGUUCCUCCCCAAAGAACAAUGGCAAAAAAGUGUUACUCUUGUGUAUCAUUUUGCUUCAUGACACAAGUCAGUGGUUCCCAACACUGGUCCUGGAGGCACACCAACACUGCACAUUUUGCAUAUCUCCUUUCACUGACACCAAUUUCAGAUCCUGGAGCCUCUACUAAUGAGCCGAUGACCUGAAUCAGGUGUGUUUGAUUAAGGA
Messenger RNA from Sinocyclocheilus grahami, 1538 nucleotides. Its product is annotated as zinc finger protein 525-like. The transcript has 3 exons. The record is from RefSeq and is a predicted model, not a curated record. NCBI's taxonomy places the organism in Eukaryota, Metazoa, Chordata, Actinopteri, Cypriniformes, Cyprinidae. The coding region runs from base 1 to 1107 and encodes 368 amino acids. Gene Ontology annotation, biological process: regulation of transcription by RNA polymerase II. Gene Ontology annotation, cellular component: nucleus. Gene Ontology annotation, molecular function: DNA-binding transcription factor activity, RNA polymerase II-specific.